This is a messenger RNA of Sinocyclocheilus grahami, 1967 nucleotides long. RefSeq names its product interleukin 1 receptor-like 1 (gene il1rl1). The transcript is spliced from 11 exons. Gene Ontology annotation, biological process: signal transduction. The record is from RefSeq and is a predicted model, not a curated record. The coding region runs from base 82 to 1779 and encodes 565 amino acids. Gene Ontology annotation, molecular function: interleukin-1 receptor activity. NCBI's taxonomy places the organism in Eukaryota, Metazoa, Chordata, Actinopteri, Cypriniformes, Cyprinidae.
GUUGCAAAUAACUGAAAUAACGUCAGUCAUCAGCAUCACUUGAACACAUCCGGAGCCCGUUACACAUGCAGACAUAAAGGGAUGAUGAUGAUGAUGUUACAGAUCAUUUUGCUCCUGACUGAAUCUGUUCUGGUCUCUUCAUACGCAUUAAACUCCACAGUUCAGUGUGAAAGACCCGAUGCAAAGACGACACGGCGAGUGAGAGCUGGAGAAUCCAUAUAUCUGCCCUGUCCGAAUCUCCAGUGCUAUGAAGAGACUGAAAACAGCUCGUAUGUUUGGUUUAGAAACCUCAGCAGAACAAAGCAGGUGGAGCGGAUCGGGACGGAGGAGAGCGAGCGUGUCCAUUACAACCAGUCUGUUUUAUACAUCCUCUGGUUAAACCUGAACGACACGGGACGAUACAUCACACGCUGGUGGUAUGCAGAGGAUGAGUGUGGUGAAUUUGAAACUGAAGUUGUGGUUUAUGAGGAGUUCAGCACGGAUCUCUUGUACUACACAAUGCCCGAACAGAAGGUGUCGGGAAUCUACUGUCCCGUGUGUGAAAAUCAGCAGGGCUCGAUCGUCUGGUAUAAGGUCUGUUUGGGUGGAUGUUGCUUUCUUUUUUGGCAGAAUUUCGUUCUUAUUCCAAACCAAGAGUCUGCUCGUGUUUUACGUAUUCCUAACUCUUCAAAAGAAAGCGAGGGCAUUUACACCUGUGUUUGCACGUGGGAGCAUCACGGGAUAAAACACAACUCCUCUGGAUCUCGCAGACUGAUCAUCAAAGAACAGACCAUCAGCAGUCCUCCAAAGUUUCUGCUGCCCAUCAAUAACUCCGUUGUGUUCACUGAUGUGGGUUCAGAAGUGAUCCUUAAUUGCUCGGUCUUCUUUGGACUGACUGUGUGUGACCAGUGCUCUAUUCACUGGGAGAUAAAUGGGAUCAGGCCGAGUGGGUUAAAUGGAUAUGAGCAGAAAUACAGAAGGAUGGAUGGCACCGUUCAGUCAGUUUUGACCAUCACUGAAGUUUCUGAGUCGGACCUCCGUUCUGAGUUUGCCUGCAAAGCUGAAGACUCUGUCGAAGUGAUUUUUGUGUCAGUCACUUUGAAGAGUCGAGCAUCGGUGUUCUGUGUGAUUCUGGCAUGCAUUUGCACGUUUCUUGUUUUGCUGCUGGUCGGUGGAGUACUGAAGUGGUUUGCAUUGGAUCUGGUGCUGUUCUUAAGGCAAAUUUUUGUCAAGCUCUACAGGAAAGAGGAUGGGAAACUGUACGAUGCUUAUGUGAUUUACCAGAGAAACAACUUGAAUGAGAUGACAAGCAAAACUGUAAGUGACUUUGUCAGUGGAUCUCUGCUAACGGUGCUGGAAAGCUACUACGGCUUUAAACUUUUUAUUCACGGCAGAGAUGACCUGCCUGGAGAAGACUGCAUUAACCUGAUUGAAACAGAGAUCCAGCUCAGCCGGAGACUCAUCAUCAUUUUAACAUCAGGAGCAAGUACAGAUAAAAGCAGCGUUUCUCCUGAAGCGUAUGAUCUGCAGGUAGGGCUCCAUCAGGCUCUGGUCCAGGGAGCAACCGGCGUGAUCCUCAUCCAGCUGGGACAGAUGCGGGACUACACACAUCUGCCUCUCGGACUGCAGCAUCUGCUCUGUAAGAAUUCACCUUUACUGUGGAGAGACGGCGAAUCCUCACCCAACUCCAGGUUCUGGAAACGAGUGCGAUAUCAGAUGCCUGUUGCGUCGUCCUGUCAGAAGAGUUCGAGGAGUAGAUCGUGGAAGGCAUCGUUUCAAUAUCAGGGUUUACUUGUUUGAUGCAAGAGAUGCAUCUCAGGUCCAGGGGCUGGAUUCAUGAGAAGAAGUUAAGAAAUUAAGAAAUUAAUUAAUUAAAGAAGCUAAGAAAUUUCUUAAGAUAUAUUUGUAAGAAUGUUCGCGAUUCUCAAUAAUUUUUUUUAGAACAUCUUAUUUUUUUUCUGUAAGAAAAUGACAGGCUUAACAUUAAA